UCCACAAGAAAUACCUGGCAAGAACACAGGCCGUGUGACCUGGCUAUAUAACCCUGGGACAGAGGAAGACAUGCAGCAGUUGGUUCCCUGACGCUGAACUGUAGCCACCAUGAACUGUCUGCGAGCUCUUACGCUGGUGAUGGUGGUGGUGAUGGCCGUGGUGUGUGUGGCCAUGGCCGACCCUGACCCUGAGGCAGGAGGCAGCUAUGGUCGUGGUGGAUUCGGCGGUGGUGGACUCGGUGGUGGUGGAUUCGGCGGUGGUGGAUUCGGCGGUGGUGGAUUCGGCGGUGGUGGAUUUGGUGGUGGUGGAUUAGGUGGUGGAUUCGGCGGAGGUAGAUUCGGUGGAGGAUUCGGAGGUGGAAAAUUCCAUGGCAGAAAACACGGUCACUACGGGAAGUAGAGGCUGGACACACCCGUGAACGACACCCACCCCUAAUAACGACCACAACGACCACUGAUGCCCCUCCUCAAAACUGACACUGAAACAUCUCCAACAUACGACCUCCCGAAACAACUUCCCACAAAGAAAAUGCAUAAUAAAUAAAUACAUUAUA
Molecule: messenger RNA, 554 nt
Organism: Procambarus clarkii (red swamp crayfish)
Lineage: Eukaryota; Metazoa; Arthropoda; Malacostraca; Decapoda; Cambaridae
Source: RefSeq, a predicted model, not a curated record